CGAAAUCAUCGCGUGGACAAUCUUAGCAAUGAUUUGUAACAGUUGAAUUGGCUUGUUACAACGAAGUGGUAAAAGCAACAGAGAACCUUGCGAUUGCAACAUUAUGCACGAGAGCGAAGACAGCUGCAAAAUCACUGGCGGUCGCCAUCUUGGUAUUCGGUCUUUGAGCUCAAUAGAUAAUGAUAUGAUUACCCAGCAGGACUUGGCCUUUACCGGCGAAGAGCUACGGGCCAUGCAAGAUACUACAGCAGAUUCCACAACUCUGAAAGAUCGAGUUUCAGUGCGCGAAAAUUAUCCACACCAAGGAAACUAUCGUCUUGUUGGUCUUCGUGAGGGACGUUCUGGAUUUUAUUGGCCAGGUUUAUCUAUGUAUUUACCGCGCUGCUGUCUACGAGGCUCAUGCAGUGUACACGACUCAGCUUCGCGCAGAUCAGCCUCACGUGUAAUAACGCGUCAACCCACUGACAAUCCAGAAAUAGAUUUUGGUGGACAGGCGAGAGAUUCUAGAAACCGGGGGGAUUUACAAAGUCACCGCGCCAGCGCUGGCGUCCUUUUGCUUACCGAGGAAAGUUCAUGCGCAAGCGACAGUGGAUCCCAGCGUCGCCCAAGGGUCGUAGAGUGUUAUGCCAAAGUCACUGAUCCUGUUGACAAAUUCGCAAUCGGGGGAAAAUUCGCACCAGGCAAUGCUUCACCAACGGGCAAAACUUUUGUACUAAAAUCCAACUUUGAAUCUUCGCCAAAAGAAUUUCUUCUGCUGAAGUCAGGCGGAGAAGUCUCUCCACUUGUGUCAAAGUUGACCGAGAGAAGGUCUGCGACGCAUUUUCCACUAAAGAAGUAUACCGAAAUCAGCACUGCCAACACAAUUUUAGCGGUAAAAGGCGAGGAAGUUGAGCCAGGAUGGACUGUUCUCUCUGCGAAAGAUGCGGAAUUAAAGACUACAAUCGCACCGCCGUCUCAAAAUCCUGCGAAAGCUAUGACGGAAAAGAUAAGCGCCUUCUUCGACGGUCAGAAGGAUAAGCAAACUAAUACAGAUUUACGCCUGAGCAAUCAAAAGAGAAUAAGGAAGUCUGAGUCGGCUGAUAUCGAUGAGAUAUUCAAGCCUUCAUCUGUGGAUCCAUCUCCGACAGCUAUGAAGAAGCUCCUGUCUGUGAAAUUGGUCCACACAGAUACGAAAGGUAGGUCUUCACCUGUCGCCCGUUGUCACCAAGAGGAAAAAGACAUGUUAAAAAACGGAGGCCUAUCUUCGAAACCUGAUAAGUAUAGAGCUUCAACAGCGUGCCGAACCCCAAAACCCGAGAUAUCCAAAGUCACAGCUCAGUGUGUAUCUCUGAAAGCUGAGAAAAGCGGGUCGUUGAGUACUAGUCGAUUGUCAAAAGUAGAAGCAAGCCGGUCCGGACAAAUAGAGUCGCCUACGAAAGUGGACGUUGUGGGUAAAGUUGUAGAUACUACUACAGAUACCGAACUUCGCGUUCUAGCUGGCCAUGCCAAUGGCACGCCUACUGUCAAAAUGACAGACUUCGCACCAAUUAAGACUGAGGUCACAAAGGGUAUGGCGAAACCUUUCCAAAAAAACGAUAGUCAAGGGAAGUUCAUACGCGUUCAAGCUCUUGGUACUCAGACACCUCGUGUGGAAAUACCACUGAAAUCGGAUGGGGUCAGCCCAUUGGCAACGUCAACUUCGAAAGAACCAGUCCGGUCUACAGAUAUCGUGUCAGAGUUAUUGGAUUUCAAACGAUACCAUCUUUGUGUAAGGAAGCAGCAGGCUCUCGCCAGGUCCGGAGAUAGUACAAGCUUGACCGAACACCUUAGCAAAAUUCAGGGUGUCCAACAGCGAGCAGGAAAUACUACUAAGGGUAGUAAAAAGGGUAAGCUACUAACAGAAAAUAGGGUAACUAAAAAAAGUGGGACCAACCGUGGAGGAAGGGAUGAGGAGCGAACAAAGAAAACGAAAUUGCAAACUAUGAGCAUCACGCGUAAAGUGGAACGAUCGGCGAGUAGUGGUGAUCGGGAAAAGGACAAAUCUAGUAAAAAAGUGAAAACUGCAAGGACACAUUUUAAAAAAGCUAGAAGCACCAGGUCGAAGAAUAGGAGAACCAAAUCAAGGUUCUCAAAAAAAACUAAGAGUCUUAAUGAGGAAGAGAUCAGUCGAUCAGGCUCACUGUCAGACGACGAUAGUAGUUCAAGCAAUAGCGCACCGAAUCAGCCGAUCACAGUUGGAAAGACUAGUUACGGAUCUUCAAGAAAUGAAAGGGUCCGAGUCCUUAAUAGUCUUAACAGAAUUUUCCAAAGUAUGCCGCAUAAACCCACCCCGCGAGUGGUUCGCAGGAAACGCUAAAAACAAUGAGUCGUAAAGGUUCAAUCCUGAUUGGCGUCAAAGUGGCGAAACGAAAACAAGUUCAUGAAUGAAGAUAACCAGUGGCUUGUACCGAAGGUAUGUUGGCACCGAGAAUUUGUUGUAUCACAGUUAUAGACAAAAUUAAUAAACCGACAAUAUUUUGGAUACAGUGCC
Varroa destructor (honeybee mite) is the source of this 2509-nucleotide messenger RNA. RefSeq lists its product as uncharacterized. The record is from RefSeq and is a predicted model, not a curated record. Lineage: Eukaryota; Metazoa; Arthropoda; Arachnida; Mesostigmata; Varroidae.